Messenger RNA from Culicoides brevitarsis, 1584 nucleotides. RefSeq names its product fatty-acid amide hydrolase 2-B-like. Gene Ontology annotation, cellular component: endomembrane system. Lineage: Eukaryota; Metazoa; Arthropoda; Insecta; Diptera; Ceratopogonidae. The transcript has 2 exons. The record is from RefSeq and is a predicted model, not a curated record. Bases 1 to 1584 code for a protein of 527 amino acids.
AUGAAUAUUGAAGAUAGAAAGAAACAGAGCUCGACAAAACUAACGGUCGGCUUAACUGUUGUAAAAUAUUGCGGAAAAGCGUAUUUGCCAUUUCUUCAGCGACGCUAUCGACAUCGGAAAAACUUACCUUCAGUCGAAAAUCCAUUGUUGUUGUUGUCAGCAACUGAUUUGGCAAAUGCGAUUAGAAGCAGGGAAAUUUCAUCGGUAGUUGUCGUUCAAGCGUACAUCGAUCGAAUACGAGCUGUAAAUCCAAUACUGAAUGCCGUAAUUGAGGAUAGGUUUGAUGCGGCACUCGAUGAUGCGCUAAAAGCCGACAAAUUGUGCAACGAAUUAUCUGUUGAUGAAUUACGAGAGAAAUAUCCCUUACUUGGAGUGCCAUUUACUGUCAAAGAAUCUGUCGGCGUCGAAGGAAUGUCACAACAUGUAGGCGUUGUAGCUCGCAAAGGCAUGAAAUGUGAAAAAGAAGGUCCCUUAAUGCGGAAUUUGAGACAAGCAGGCGCUAUUCCGUUGUGUGUGACAAAUAUACCCGAAUGGUGUUGCAAUUGGGAGACUCAUAACGUGAUACAAGGAAGAACUUUUAAUCCGUACAAUACUUCUUACACUCCCGGCGGAAGUUCAGGAGGAGAAGCUGCUUUGUUGGGAGCUGCUGCGUCGUUAUUUGGCGUUGGAACUGAUUUUAUGGGAUCAAUUCGACUUCCUGCGAUGUUUUGUGGCGUCUUUGGGCAUCGUCCUACAAGACCUUUGGUUAGUUUAGAAAAAUCUGUUCCUGAUUGGCCUGAUCCAACUAUUCAAAAAAUCAUGGCAACAGGCCCAAUGUGUCGUUACGCAAAAGAUUUGCCAUUGCUGCUGAAAAUAAUGAUUGGAGAAAAUGUUGAAUUAGCUAAACUUGACGAGGUAGUUGACUUAAAAAGUGUUAAAAUAUUAAUGCCAACUACUUUCGCAAAUAGCAUAGAAGAUACUCCCGUUGAUAAGGAAAUCGUUGAAAAACUUAAUCUCGCAGCGGAGGAAUUGAAAAAGCUCGGAUGUAAAGUUGAACGAAUCGAAAUCGAUUAUAAUGGAUUAUUUGAACGUCUUCUAUCGAAAUAUUUGAGUGCUGAUUUGAAGGAAGUUAUCGAUAACAUGACUGACAUUCCAAAGAGAGAUGGAUGUAACCUUCCAUUCUUACGAGAAUAUCUCAAAUGGGGAAUGGGAAAAUCUACUCAUAAUAUUUACGCUAUUCACGCGCAACUUCUUAUAAGAUUCAAUCGGUAUUAUCCAACGCAUCAGAAUGUACCAUUAAUUGACGCAUUUGAGAAGCAAAUGAAGAAUAUCUUACAAAACGACAGUGUGUUACUUUUCCCAACUUUUCCAACAGCAGCUUUCAAACAUCAUGGAUUCGUUAAAUCAAUUCCGGCAAUGGUUUACAUCCUCCUCGCAUCGGUUUUCAAUCUUCCAGCAACAUCUAUUCCAAUGGGAUUAAAUAAAGAACAAAUGCCAAUAGGAAUUCAAGUUAUUGGAGGUCCAUUCCAAGACAGACUUUGUCUUUCUGUUGCUCAAUUUUUGGAAACUAAAUUUGGAGGAUGGGUCCCUCCGCCGUCAGAAUAA